Moneuplotes crassus is the source of this 772-nucleotide messenger RNA. The record is from the annotation of a GenBank genome assembly. Lineage: Eukaryota; Ciliophora; Spirotrichea; Euplotida; Euplotidae.
CUAAAAUGUCUUUUUACUCUCACCCUGAGAUUAUCAGAUACUUCUACCGCAUCAAGAGACUGGAUAAGAAAGCAAGAGUAAUGGCACUUGAUGUUGGUAGAAAGUACAUUGGAUGAGCUAUAUCCUGCACAGAAAUAAAAGAAGCAAUUCCUUAUAAAACUUAUGAAAUUGAUCCCCAAUAUAACCAAUCGAAUUAUGAUUUCGGAGCUCACACUGAUUUCUACCAAAUGUUGAUGGAGGACAUGAGGAGAAGAAAGAUCAAGUCCCUCGUUGUAGGAUACCCUCUUGAUGAGAACAAGAAUAUUACCCCAAUGUGCACUUUCAUUGAAAAUUUUUGUGAUCAUUUACUAAAAGAAAAGAUCUUCCCAUUCCCUCUUACACUAAUCGACGAACACAGGACUACAAAGGAAGCUGCUCUGAAGAUGUUAAAGCAGAACCAGAGCUCCCCAUCCCGAAUUGCUGCUGGAGGUAUGAACGAGAAAGCCCAGCCAUUUGGAAGUUAUUUCAAGACUCAACUUUUGUACCAAAAAUCUGUAUUUGAUGUGCUUGCUGCACAGACCAUAUUGGAACGCUUCUUAGGGAUGUACAACAAAGAGAUAGAAAGCUAUAAAACUAUUAGAAAUCAAGAGCUAGCUUAGUCAAAUUUACCAAUUUCUCCCCAAUAACAAUGCUAAAUCUUAAUAAUCCCCAAAAAUUUACAACCCACAUCCUCUCUCUUCAUCAUCCUCCCUUAAUAUUGCUCUUCCUGAAUUCUACCUACACUUAACACAAU